UCAAAAGGACUUAUUUACUACACAUUCAUUUGUGACCUUAAUGAUGACCCCAAAAUGCCACCUGACUAUCCAAAGAUUGCGGCCAGAUCAGAUUUGCUUAAAUUUAUUUUCCUUAAGAAGAAUACACUAAUAUUUCAGUAGGUUGCCCAUAUAUGGCCUAGUAAUCGGCCAUUAUAAACAAUGAUGUAAUGGAAGAAUUAACCCUUGCAACAGUUUAUCGCAGGAUCAUCUACAUUCUACAACAUUCUGCAGACUGAUGCAACAAAGUCCCUCUACACCUCUUUAAUUCAUCAGGAAAAGCUUGCUUCUAUAAAUCUCCAAACAUGAAAUCUGAGAUACAUGGGACACAGUAAAGUUUUGGCUUGUCACCUCUGAUCAUGCAACACACCAGAAAUAAACUGCAACUUACAAAGACACCACUCCCGGGAGCUCUACGCAAGUCAGAAAGAACCUGCUCCAGUAGAGAGAUGAAUUCUGCCCAGAUUGUGAAAAAAGAAAAAACAUUGAGAUAAUCAGAACUCAGCGAGUGACAAGCUUCAGAGAUGGCGACACAAGUGUCUACAUCAGGGCCGAGCAGGCAGGUGCUAGGAUCUGAGGAGUACAGUCUGUACAGCAGUUUGAGCGAAGAUGAGUUGAUACAAAUGGCUAUUGAGCAAAGUUUGCUGGAAGGUAACUCUGGGCAAACAACUGCCUGCAGCAAUCAAAAACAAUCUGACAAUCUAAACGAGAGGGCAACAGCUGCCAGCUUGGCCAACCGGCAGACUCCACGACAAACACAGCUUCCCCAGCAUAACAGGUCUGCCCAGCCUAGUGCGGCGCCAUCACAUAACCCGGGGUCAAACAAGGCGACAAGGAGGAGGUAUGAUGGAAGCUAUUUCAGCACCCCCCAGGCUGUGGAGAAAACUCCAAUUGAACAGGCAAUCAUGAAUAAAGAUGCAGAAACAAUUAGUAAGAUGAUAAAAUCAGGACAAAAAUUAAAUGAACCCAACACAGAUGGAUGGCUACCAUUACAUGAUGCAGCAUAUUAUGGAUCUCUGGAAGUUAUGAAAAUUCUGCUUCAAACGUACCCUAACAGUAUUGAUCAGCGCACUCUUCAGGAAGAGACAGCAACAUUAAUUUCCACUACAAAAGGACAUCUAGACUGCUUACUGUUCAUGCUGCAGUCUGGUGCUGAUCCAGAUAUAGCCAACAAAAACAAGGAAACUCCCAUUUAUAAAGCCUGUGAAACGAAAAAUGUAGAAGCACUGAAGUUACUAAUACAAUACCACGCUGAUGUAAAUCAUCGAUGUAACCGUGGACUGGUGGCACUACAUGAAGCUGUGUCAAGAAAUGACCUGGAAAUCAUUUCUAUCCUGGAGAAGAGUGGGGCCAAGGUUGAUGCGAAGAAUAUUUAUGGCAUCUCCCCUCUCUUUACUGCAGCACAGAUCGGAAAAGUAGAUUUAUUACGAUAUCUCACUAAAUGUGGAGCUGAUAUUAACACACAGGCUAAUGAUGACGCAACAGCUCUAUUUGAAGCCAGUAAGAAUGGCCAUGACGAAGCUGUGGAGUUUCUCCUCUCACAAGGAGCAGAUGCCAACAAGCAAAACAAACAUGGAUUUUUACCAAUUCACAUUGCAGCCAAACAACGAGAUAACACAGAUGUCGUGUCUAUGCUAAUCCCGGUGACUAGUCGUGUCCGGGUAAAACGCAGUGGAAUCAGUCCUCUCCAUAUAGCAGCUGAGCGUAAUAAUGACGAUGUCUUAGAAGAACUAAUAGACGCUGGCUACGAUGUCAACAUGACUCUUUCUUUUGACCGUGCUCGUCUAUAUGAGGACAGAAGGAGCACAGCUCUCUACUUUGCUGUUAUGAACAAUAAUCUAAAUGCAGCUGAAAUGCUUCUCAAAGCUGGAGCCAAACCCAAUGUAGAUCUCAUUAAUCCCCUCCUAAUUUCAAUACGUCACGGGUGCUGCAAAAUGAUAAAACUUCUUCUAGAUCACGGAGCAAAUGUCAACACAUAUAUUUCUUCUCAUCCUACUUCCUUCCCAGCUACGGUCAUGUUUGCUUUGAAGUACCUGAGCCUGCUGAAGUUUGUUAUGGACCAUGGGUGUGAUGGAGAAUCUUGUUUUAAAUGUGACUAUGGUAAUGGACCACAUCCUCCAAUAGAAGUUAGCAGCAGAGAAGAUGAUGCUCCAAAAGAACCAAAAAUUGUUCAGUUUUGUGAAAUGAUUUCUGCUCCAGAAGUAAGUCGCUGGGCUGGGCCCAUAAUAGAUGUUCUUCUAGAUUACGUGGGAAACGUCAGCCUCUGCUCUCGCUUACAAGAGCAUUUAGACAGCUAUGAAGACUGGGCCGUCAUAAAGAAGAAGUCAGAACCUCCUCGGCCUUUGCUCCAUCUGUGUCGUUUAAAAGUGCGGGACAUUCUUGGACUUAAACGCCUAAAAAAGAUUAACAGAUUGCCGCUGCCUCCCAGGUUGAUUCGUUAUCUAAGCUACGAUUACUCUGAGGACUAUUAGACCGAUCGUCACAACACAGAGAAUGAAUGAAACCUCUGACUGUCAUGCAGUAGGUUACUUAUACAGAGUAAUUUGAAGACAGAUAAGGUGCUGUCUGUCAUGGAGUUGAAAUCUAACGUACAGCACACAUCUAUGAAGAAGUGAAAUGAAAAAAAGCAUAGAACAAAACACGUAAUUAAAGGUUUGUAAGAAUGUUUAUGAUAAGAAUGAAAGUCUCCCUUAUAGGUUCUGCAGAGGGAAGAACUUUUUUUUAUAUACAGCUCUGCCUUCCAGGGUCAAAAUGCAUUUAGCAUUUUUGCAUGUUAAAAAGUAAAAUAAAAAGUAUAAUAAUGAUAAUUGGGGGGGAAAAACAGCUUCUCCAAAAUGGUAACCAUUUAAAUGAAAGUUGGGGACUUCUCUGGGAUGCAAGGGUUUGAGAUCAAAUAAAGUUUUCAGAAUAAAUGAGUUACCCAGGGAUUUAUUGCUCGUCUCACUGAUGCAUUCCAGGUACUCUGGGAUUGAAGAAGUUAAAUAAAUAUUGUUAUAAAGUUUUAUAGUUUUUGGAUAGACUAGAGCUAACAUUAAAGAGUUACCUAGAAAAAAUAAAAAAAACUUGGGGGAUUUACUUUAACCAGUACAGAACUGAUGUAUGCAUUUUUUAUAGCUUUCCUUAAAUCAAUUUAUAAUCUUGCAACCCCAGAAAUGAGAAGCAACCCGCACGUAUCACACAGUUUGUGCAGUAAAACACUGAGUAAUAUUUUAGUUCAAUUGCAUGAUUUUUAUUCACAUUGUAAAGCAUUCUGCUAACAUAUAAAUCACUCUUAAUAUUAGAGCAAUUAAAAUAGUAAUAAUUGUGGCAUUUACCCACUGAGGUACAACUAUCAACUUCUAAAACAAAUAUUAGUUGAAAAGUGUCAGAUGAGUUCAGUUUCAAGACAAGUGAUAAAACAAUAUCCAAAAGUCAGGUUUUCACACACACCAUAAUUGGUUAAAAAAAAAAAAAAAAAAGAAGAAACAUAUGUAUUUACUUUUUAUGGGCUAACCGUGAUUUGCCUGCACAGUUAAAUACCUGCAAUUGAUAUACUCCGUUCAAUUCACUUAGGGUUAUUACGAUAACUGACAUUCUAUAAUUAUAGCACAUCACAUAUCAACUAACACACAGCUCUUACUUUGAGCUGAAUAAAGGGCAUUUCAGAGAUCCAAACCUGAAGCGAGGUGUGCUGGUGCCUCAGUACCCCAAAAAAUCUGCAAAACCAUGAGACAAUCAUUUGUCAUGGGUGUGGUAGAGGAGACAAGACAGAUGAGUGGGCGACCCAUCACAUAUCCCUGAGCAGUGGAGUAUGGGUUAAUAAAUGUGGACACCCCACACACUUUCCCUUAUCCAGUUUGCGUAAAGGGAUGGGAUGUACUAUAAUUAAAUUCAAGGUUCUACAGGACAUCCUACUAAUCAGGGGAGAGAUGCACAAUGGACAAGGAGGCCUAAAUCACCCGAUCUAAUAAUAUGCUUUAUAUAUUGCAGUACCGCUAGUAUUGUAUAGACUACCAAUUCGCCAAACUGCUAGAGUACCAAAGGGAUGCCUAGACAACCUGCUACUUACUAGUUAUAGCCAUUUACCCUCUUGCAAUAUAAUAUCUUCUCUACAAUACCUACAAGUUCCCCCAACUCCUGGCCCAAUAAUGAAACACUAGCACCACAAAAUUUUACAUGUUUGUCAAAUUGGUGUUUUACUGAUAGCUGUCUUGUACUACCAAAUUGUCUGGGUUUCUAAUAAAAAUCUAAUGCUUUAGAGUCGAUUAAUAUUACCAACUUAAAUGCCAUCUCAUUAUUGUUUGUAAUGUCAAAUUUUAAAGACCUCUGUAGAAAGUUGGUCCCAAGUCAGGUUUAUGUGAAAUGUUGC
Molecule: messenger RNA, 4366 nt
Organism: Pelobates fuscus (common spadefoot toad)
Lineage: Eukaryota; Metazoa; Chordata; Amphibia; Anura; Pelobatidae
Gene: ASB2
Product: ankyrin repeat and SOCS box containing 2
Exons: 10
Coding region: 543-2489 (648 amino acids)
Biological process (GO): intracellular signal transduction
Molecular function (GO): protein binding
Source: RefSeq, a predicted model, not a curated record